AUGAUGUCUCCCUUCUCUCAGCGAGAGAACAGCCGUCUUCGAAGAUCUAUUAAGAUGCUGCUGGCCACUGUUGUCCUUAUGGCCAUUAAGCUUGCAUUGGCCGCAUAUCUUACCGUCCCCGUGGGCAAAGAGUGUGAGAUGCUCCGGUAUCUUCAAGAGCAACAGCAGGAGUACUCUCAUCACGGCAAAAAUACUGUCACAAAGAGAGCCAUUCCUUGGGUUUUGGGUGCCCUUCUCUGGACAGGCAACCAGGUGUUUACAUUCCACAGCUUAGCGACUAGCUGUUCGGAGUUCAGCAGCAGCGCCGGAAAUGCUGCGAUCUGUAUUUGGGGAGAGAUCUCCACCGCCACAAGCUUUAUCGGAGCCGGUACCCAGGUGGCAUGGAAACGGGAUGUGGAUAUGGCCAGUUUUGAGGCUGACAUUGCGCACUUCGGGGACCUCCUGAGCAACGUUUUCCAACUGCCGGUCAUUUUUGACGGUUAUAUGAGACAUGAUCAUCCGAGAUUGAAGCUGCUCAGCCUAUUUGAGGGUACCUCCUGGCAUGUUUUUCAUAUGCAUAACCAUAAGAACACCCGUGUGCACUUGACCGUUACGGCUCUCCACGAUACGCACAUGGUCAUGUCGAUGGGAUUCGGAGCAAAAUCGAAUCAUAGCAGCAUUGCGAAACGUGAAACUUAUAAUGAUGAGUACUUCACCAACGGCGGAAUUGAUUUCACCAGCUGCUGGGAGAACGAGGUGCCACAUUAUACCCUCAGUACGGGCUCUGAUUAUCAGCAGAUGGACCGAGAUAUUGAGUGCUACUUCCCCGACUUAUCUAACACUUGGGGAGCGGAUGUUCAGAUCUACGACUUUAACAAGCAUAUAACCAUCGGCGCUGGCUCCAUUGCUGCUUUCCGUGGCAGUGAUCAUGCCAGUAGCGUUAGUGUUAUGUCUGGAUGCCGGAGUGGUGUGCAAACAACGGACAAUUGCGAUGCUGUCUAG
This is a messenger RNA of Aspergillus caelatus, 981 nucleotides long. RefSeq lists its product as uncharacterized. Lineage: Eukaryota; Fungi; Ascomycota; Eurotiomycetes; Eurotiales; Aspergillaceae. Bases 1 to 981 code for a protein of 326 amino acids. The record is from RefSeq and is a predicted model, not a curated record. The transcript is spliced from 2 exons.